AUGAAUGUCCUUAUCUCCUGCCCUUUUCCAAGCAGCAGAAUAAAGCUUUUGCUUAGAGGCCGAGCCUUGCACCUUCACAGGCCGAGCCCUUGGACCUCGGUCGUGCAGUGUCGUGAUGUGCUUCUCUACGGCGUGGACGUGGUGCAGAGGAGCGCGGCCUUCGACCCGCCGCUGCACCGCUUCCUGGUGCUGCUGGCGAAGCUGCUGGCAGGCCGGCCGCUCACAGUGGUGGCGGUGGGCGGCUCCAUCUCCGCCGCGGGGCACCUGCCGGGCGGCGUCAUGCACGGCACUGGCACGUAUGGCCAGGCCCUUGUGGACUGGCUGCAGCAGGUGUUCCCCACACCACCCUCAGCCCCUCCGCACCGUCUCAUCCGGGCCUUCCUACCCGGGGCGGGCUCAUACGUGCUGCACUUCUGCACGGGGGAGCUGCUGGGGGCGCUGUGGGCGGACGGGGAGGAGCAGCGGCGCGCAGCGGGCGAGGCGGACGUGGUGCUGCUGGAGUGCGCCGCCAAUGAUUGGUCCGUGCUGCAGCCCGGCAUGGUGCCGCCAGCAGAGGGCACGCAGUACGCAGCAGCAGAGGGUCUACUACGCCAGUUCCUACUGCUGCCAUCACACCCACUAGUGCUCUUCCUCAACUUCGGGGUCUUCCAUCCCCACGAUCCGCUGCUCUCUGCCUUCCACCACUCAGCCGAGGCCCUGCUCAACCACCUCUCAGCCUACUACAGCGUCCCCGCUGUCAGCCCCUGGCGGGCCUACUUCCCCCUCGUCGCCACCGCAGCGUCCCCAUCCUGCCCAGCCCCACCCGACCCUUCCUCCGAGCCUGCCGCCAAGCCUGGCGUGCUGGCCCCGCCAUCGUCCGAGCGUGCGGGGAACCUGACGUGGGCGCACAUGUUUGUGGACCGCGUGCAUCCCUCUGCAGCCGGCCACGGCAUGGCAGGCAGCCUGGCGGCCCACCGCCUCUUCUCCCUCGCCCUGCACUACCUGCGCCGUGAGGGCCUCACCCUCUCCCACCACCACCUGCGUCUUGACUGGGUGGACAGCAAGGCGGCGCCCUCUACUCAGUCCGCGCUGCUCUGCCCGCCCAACUCCCUCUGCCGCAAGUGCUUUGGUGAGCUGGGCUUCUCAGCCCUCGGCCCGCCGCUCUCGGCGCCGUGCAUGCUGCCGCCGUUGCAGAGCGCAGCAGACCCGCACCCGCGCUGCGUGCUCGGCAACACCUGGAACGUCACGGCCGUGGGCAAUGUGGAGUUUCCUGAGGGGUAUACAGCUGUUAAAGAGGCUGCUUCUAAAGGGGAUGCGGCGAGUGUGAAGAGGAUUGCGGAGGCGAAUGCGUCAUGGGUGCAGGAGGCGUGUGGACCGCUGGUGCCUCAGAUCCUGUGCUGGAAGGCCCAGGCUGCCCGUUCUCCUCUGCGUGUGGCUGUGGAUGUGCGGGGGGCUACACGGGGAAUCGGCGUGGUGUACAAGAUGCUGGACUGGACGAAGCAGGAGCACAAGAUGGACGGUGCAGAUGUGCAGGCGCCACCACAAAGAGAGGACGUGCCCUUCUCCCUCCUCUUCUCCCUGGGAGUUCCCCCGUUCCAUAAGCUUCUGAACCGCUCGGAAGUUGAGCUGAUUCAAAACGGCUGCGGAUCUGUGACAGCGGCAGGUGAGGUAUGUGGGUCAACGUUCCAUGACACGCGCUUGCCGGGUGUUGGCGAUGCUGCCGUGGUGCUGGCAGAUUUCAAGAUGGACCGGUGCGCACAAGGGGAGGCAAAUCUUGGAGAAACCGCGGUGGUGCUGGCUGAUUUGAAGGUGGAGGGGCGAGCACAGGGGGCGUUGAAUCUUGGAGAGGAAGCGGUGGAGGCGGCACUACCUCCUGAUUGUAAGCUGGAAUGGCGAGCAGAGGGGGAUGGAGGUGCGGUGGUGGGGCAGGUGCGAGCCGCCAUGGUGUUUCUCGGGCAGGUGCGAGCCGCCAUGGUGUUUCUCGGGCAGGUGCGAGCCGCCGUGGUGUUUCUCGGGCAGGUGCGAGCCGCCAUGGUGUUUCUCGGGCAGGUGCGAGCCGCCAUGGUGUUUCUCGGGCAGGUGCGAGCCGCCAUGGUGUUUCUCGGGCAGGUGCGAGCCGCCAUGGUGUUUCUCGGGCACGUGCGAGCUGCCACGGGGGCGAUUCCCAAGGCGCUUGAGAGCAGGGCGGCGCAGAGUGGGGCAGAGGAUUCGCCACGUGCUGUGCGCAUGCAGCACUGCUUGCACCGCUUCCCUCGCCACCUCCCUCUGCUCUGCUGCUUCCUCCGUCUCCUCUGCCUCUCCGGCUUGCAUUGCUGCUUGCUCCACUUGCUCCUUCUCACCUGCUUCCCUUGCACUCUUACCCAAUUCUUCCUCUGCUUCCUCCACUCCUCUCUUCUCGCGUUCAAUCGUUGA
Molecule: messenger RNA, 2391 nt
Organism: Closterium sp. Yama58-4
Lineage: Eukaryota; Viridiplantae; Streptophyta; Zygnematophyceae; Desmidiales; Closteriaceae
Source: the annotation of a GenBank genome assembly